Ostrea edulis (European flat oyster) is the source of this 1046-nucleotide messenger RNA. RefSeq names its product vacuolar protein sorting-associated protein 29. The transcript is spliced from 4 exons. Gene Ontology annotation, cellular component: retromer complex; endosome. Gene Ontology annotation, biological process: intracellular protein transport; retrograde transport, endosome to Golgi. The record is from RefSeq and is a predicted model, not a curated record. Lineage: Eukaryota; Metazoa; Mollusca; Bivalvia; Ostreida; Ostreidae. The coding region runs from base 107 to 655 and encodes 182 amino acids.
CAAAUUUAUCCGUUAGUAAUGUUUCAAUACGUAUAGGCUUUUCAAGUUGCAAACACCAGUUUGACACUGACGAAGUCAGGAGACCUUAGUUUCAUUUCUAGAUAAAAUGUUGGUGUUAGUUCUUGGCGAUCUACACAUUCCCCAUCGCUGUAACACUCUUCCAGCAAAGUUUAAGAAGUUGCUUGUUCCUGGAAAAAUUCAGCAUAUAUUAUGUACAGGCAAUCUGUGUACGAAAGAAUCCUUUGACUACUUGAAAACGCUUGCCAGUGAUGUUCAUGUUGUUAGAGGAGAUUUUGAUGAGAAUCUGAACUAUCCAGAGCAAAAGGUGGUUACUGUGGGCCAGUUUAGGAUAGGACUCUGCCAUGGACAUCAGGUGGUUCCCUGGGGCGACACAGAGAGCCUUGCAUUGGUUCAGCGGCAGUUGGAUGUGGAUAUCCUCAUCUCAGGACACACACAUAAAUUUGAAGCUUUUGAGCAUGAAAACAAAUUUUACAUCAAUCCUGGAUCUGCAACAGGGGCAUAUAGUGCUCUAGACAGUAAUGUUACACCCUCCUUUGUUAUCCUGGAUAUUCAGCAGUCAACUGUUGUGGCCUAUGUAUACAAACUGGUCCAAGAUGAUGUCAAAGUAGAAAGAAUAGAGUACAAGAAGAACUGACAUUGAUUCAAAAUGCAGUACUGUGACAUUUUGAUGUUUAUGUGCAAUAAGACUAUGGAAAAUGUUCUCUUCCUGGUAUUGUGUGUAUAUAGAGCUGUAGACUCAAGUUUAGUAACCAAUUCGAGUAAUAUUGAUAGUGAACAAACUUUUUUAAAAGUUUGCAUUCUCUAUCUACAUUAAUGUUAUUACUUAGAUUUAUCAUUCCUAACAAUUUCUAGAGUUUAGUUAAUAUUGCACUUUUUCAGAGUAGGAAAGUAAAUUCAGGCCAGGACUGAUGAUGUAUUAAGAUCCUAAAAUGAGAUACAGUAAAUGGAAUCUGUUUGAUGUGUGAAGUAUGACCUCAAUUCUUAUAUUAUUCAUUUAUGUAUCAAAUAAAUUAACAUUGAUUGAC